AUCGUUUAAAAGCAUGGAAAUUUCUGACCUAAAAUAUAUCUGGUAUCACAACAGUCAAAACAUGUAUUCUUCCAAGUUAAUACUGCUUUCGGUAUUGUGUUUCUAUGCUGACUAUGCGGUAGCAAUGACAGAGCCACCAAAAGAUCCGAUGCCUACAAAACCACCAGGACCUAGGCAACGUUUAGAGGGAACUUUCAUCUAUUUGGACAAAUCCAACGGUCAUGAUAUGCAAACUUUUUGUACCUGCAGCAAGGAUCCUCAUGAUUCGGUGUUUAGCAGUCACUUUAAGAUAUUGCCAACUUGUUCGGCACUUCCAUCGCCAGCAUCGGGCCCUGGUUGUCAUGAAUAUAUGGCCAUUUUGAAUCAACUGGUUGAAACGAGUGAAAAACUACGCCAAGAAAUAAAUACUGUGGCCUCGGAUUCGAAAAUCGUAAAUGUUAGUAUAAAUCAAGUGAAGGUUACCGUCAAGCAACUGAUAAAAGUAGUAGAAGGUAAAAUAAAUAGCAGUGGUGGCUCCAGCGGAGGAGGAUCCGGUAGUUCCCAUGUAGAACAGCAUGCCAGUCCAAUAACCCUGAUUAUUCAGAAACUAUUCGGGUAUCCAGCGGGUUGCAAAUUACCUGAAUGUGGGAGGAACCAGGGAACAGCUAACGCUUCGAUAAAACAAAAGGAGCUAAAAGAUAUGUUCGAACGCAGAAGAACUACAAUAAAACCCAAAAUGGAACCUAAUAAUUAUGGAUAUGGGAAUUUGUGAGUGUUUACUUGCAAGUAAUAAAAUUUAAUAAUAUUGAA
Molecule: messenger RNA, 789 nt
Organism: Anthonomus grandis grandis
Lineage: Eukaryota; Metazoa; Arthropoda; Insecta; Coleoptera; Curculionidae
Exons: 13
Coding region: 14-751 (245 amino acids)
Source: RefSeq, a predicted model, not a curated record